Messenger RNA from Auxenochlorella protothecoides, 801 nucleotides. RefSeq lists its product as hypothetical. NCBI's taxonomy places the organism in Eukaryota, Viridiplantae, Chlorophyta, Trebouxiophyceae, Chlorellales, Chlorellaceae. Bases 1 to 801 code for a protein of 266 amino acids. The transcript has 2 exons. The record is from RefSeq and is a predicted model, not a curated record.
AUGGGCCCGAAAUUCCUGCCAUGCGGUGCGGACCUGCGAACCCCGGGCCAGCUACCCCGCAGCAUGCUGCUGUUGAACCUGAUGUCCACCGUGGUCCCCGAUGUCCCCAUAAACCGGGGCGUCUCCGCCGCGACCACGGGCAUCCUGCUCCUGGACGUGCUCCCCCUGCUCACCACGCUGCCUGCACUGUCCAUCCUUCGCGUCCACGCCCACGCCCGGCGCUGGGGCGACGUGGCGGCCUUCGGCCUGGGCUUUGCGCUGGCCACCACCUACCACGUGGCGCACAUGAUGCCCGGCGGCAUCGGCGCCGCCACUUUGCUGGGUGUGCCGGGCACCACCUGGCGCACGCUGGACAUCCUGUGGGCGCAGGCUCUGCUGGCGCGCGCGCUGGGCCACGUGCUGGGCGUGCGCAGCAGGCCGCUGGCGCUCCUCCUAAACGCCGGCUUCCCCGCGCUGGUGCUAGGGGUGGGCCGCUGGCGGGGCGGCAUCACGCUGGGUACCGCCUCCCAGCUCCUUGCCCUGGUCAUGCUGUGUGCGCUGGGGCUGAAGCUGGCGCUCGAGGGCAGCGCCAGCCUGCCACGCUUCGGCGCCGCGCGGGGCAAGGCCGCCGUGGUCUGCGUCGUGCUGGGCCUGACCUGCUUCCCGCUGCCGGAGCUCUUCCCGCAGCUCUACUGGCUCUUCCACUCCCUCUGGCAUCUCUUCAUGGCCGCAGGCAUGGUGGAGAUCUACCUCCAGCUGUUUCCCGUGGAGGGCAUGAAGCCGCCCAUCUGGCUGCCACAGGCCCUGGUGACCCUGCACUGA